CCUCCCUCCUCCAUCUUACCUACCAUGAUGCCAUACAUACACAUCUCUAGCAUCUACGAUGUCUAACAAAUGCUGAAGACGAUCUCCAGCAGCCGACUCCCCAUCUAAGAUUGACACAUAUAUCCAAAAUUGACAUAAUGUGUAUCUAAAGUGAAGGGCCCUCACUAACAAACCGUUGCCAGAAAACUCCACGUACCAAGGCAAGAGUAAAAGAGAGCACAGUACAGUCCUUACACCUAUAAAUAAAUCUGACUCUCCCCUCCCCUCCCCUCCCUUCUUCAAUGAAACACAAAUAAUACGUGAAUUUAGGAAAUGAACGCCAAAAGUCACAGUAAAUCAACAUACGUGCUAUGGUGCUUAAACUCGAAAACUCACUUAAAUCACAGUGACCGCUGCUCGCUCCACCGUUGCCCUUAGGUGAGGUACAUUUGCACUUCACCAUCAACGGCACACAGUCACUCACUUGUCUCUGAGUUCCUUCUCUGUCUUUCUCCGUGUGUCGUGUCAUUUUUUGCGUGUGUCAUUUUCUGUGUGUGUGUGUGCUCGGUGUGUGUGUGUGCCGUGUCAUUUUUAGGGUUUUGUGUCGUUUUCGGUGUGCGUCUCAUUGUCGGUACGUGCGAUUGCAGCAGUCGAUGUUUUCGUCCGUUGUAUGCAUCGGUGGAUCUGUGGUUAGCUGAGGGGUGUUUUGUGUGGCCUGUGUGUUCGCCUAGCAACGUCGUUUCGCUCCCGACACUGGGGAGCGGAGAGGUGUCUAUGAGCGACCAUCCUGGACACACACAUCUCGCUCAUCUUUGAAGUGGGGCUGCUCCUGGCUGGCCAAACGUUUGCACCGACUGGAUGCGUGAAGUUCUAUAUGUGUGGGUGCACCACCAGCAUGACACGGACGUCACCAGGGGUGCUAGAUGCUAACCCCAGAUAGACUCCCGCCUUGGUGGCUUCCGUGUCGUGCUCGUGACUUCCACAUGUACCGCCGUCUUCCGUCUCGCCUUUGCAGAUCUGCCUGGCUGCGCGGGGCAGUCCCCCUUGCGUGCUUGUUUCAUGUUUGCUCCUUUGUUUCUUGCGUGUUGAAUGGACAUUGGGACUCGGCCAGAGGCCACCCACCGCACCACCUAGGGCCUCGCGUGAAACCGCUGCUUCCGGUGAAACCGCAGUUCGGCGAGCUUUCCAAGAGGCAGAUCUGGUGAGAAGCUGUCUUCCCUGAGCAGUCCGCGCCACUCAGUCGAUAUUAUACCGCCUUUCACCUCAACAGCACCCAUGCCACGCGUCACUCACCUCCAGGCUCCUGUUCAGCAUCGAAGGCAGCCUGAGGCUGUUUACUCGAGGGGCUUGGGGUUCAGAGAGGCAGAUGAGCUAGGAGAGGCCGUCAACCUCCUCAUCAGUCGAGCAGCGAGGGCCGUCACAUGCUUGGUCGACUCGCUUACCGCGCUGCUGGUCAUCGUGCUUCAUCUCGGUGGCGCAAUGGUCGACAGCGACAACUCAAUCACAUUAGGCGACCUCAUCUUCCUCCCUGUGGACCUGCUGUAUGCUGUGCUUGGCAUUAUUGGUGAGCCUGAGUGAAGGAGGGCCGGGAGACUGACUGGGCUAGCAUCUGUACUCCUGUGAGAUCUGCAUCCAGGCAAAAAGCACACAGCUGCCUCCUGCUGCUGACUGUGAGGAGUCGCCUGAGUGCACGCGACCUUUCGAAUUGGUGCGCACAGACAUCUGUGGCCCGAUGCCGAACUCGUCGCCAGGCGGCUUUCAGUACUUCAUCACGCACACGGAUGAAUACACCAAGAUGGUGGCGGUGUACAUGCUCAGAACCCGAAAUGAGUCGGCAGCUGCGCUGAGGCGGCUGUGCGGCGAAUGGGGCAAGACACCUGAAACAAUCAGAUCAGAUUGGGCUCAAGAGCUCUCUGCUGGUUCGUUUGAGCAAGAGUGUAUAGAUAGGGGCAUCAAACGUCAGUUUAGUGCGCCCUACACACCUCGUGAGAAUGGUGUCGCCGAGCCAAUGAACCGCACACUCUUGGAGAAAGGGACGGCCAUACUCCUUCGUCAUGGCAUCACCACGGCCUUCUGGCCGUUUGCCAUCGACACAGCGGCAUAUCUGAGGAACAGAAUGCCAACGGAGAGCCUCUCAGAGGACAAAACGCCAUAUGAGAUGUGGCAUGGCCGCCGGCCUUACCUGGGCCAUGUGCGUGUGUGGGGCUGUCUUGGCUAUGUCCAUGUGCGGAAGCCCUUCAGAGCACACAAGUUUGCGGCCAGGGCAGUUCCCAUGCUGCUGAUAGGCUACGAUGGUCGAACCAAGGAUGCCUAUCGCAUGUGGAACCCCAAAACAAGACGCGUCAUCAUCUCGCGUGAUGUUCGUUUCCUCGAGAAGCGCACCUGGCAUCGACGGCUCGUGCCGGCCAGCUGGAAGGCCACCCAUCGACUCGGUGAACCUCUCCAGGCCCGCCCUGAGCUUGUCGACGACCACGCGCAAAGAGGGGAUGGACUGGCCGACUUAGCGCACCAAUCGGCUCGAAGAGGGGAUGUGAUAGUCAACCCUGAGAGCGACCCGAUUGUUGCUGAGAAGCCAGAGAUAAGAGAUGUUGAGCCCGAUGAGGUGGAGGAGAUGGGUGACCUCGAUCAGCAAGGCCAUGUGCAGGCAGGCGGGGAUGAGUCGUUCGAUGGGCCGAGUGGGGCAGGCGACGUCCAAAUGGACGGGCAGUCGAGAGCCAGCAACUCAGAGCACGACCACAUGAUGUAGAUGGGAUGGAUGCCAACCCGGCAUCAGGCCCAGCAGCCCCCCAGCCGAGCGAUGCAGAGAUGGAACUCAUGCCGAUCGAUGAGGGCGAGAUGGCUCUCGACCGACGAGCACCACCAGCCCCUCCGCCAUGGCGCUCUGGACGCGAAAAGCUGAUACCACGACGCUUGUACGAGGACCAUCUAUUCGAUGUCCGUGCUGUGCAGGUCGGUGUGGUGAGUGGACCGGUUGUCGUACGUCUGUGUGGGGAUAAGGAGACAGGAAGGGGCCGGGUGGAUGCGAAGAGGGGAGGCGAGGGCUGCCAUUGCCUGGCAGUGAAGGCCUCACGAUGCAUGUGCAAUGCUGGAAGGACCUCUGACGCACCACCAGACUGGUCACACCUGGUCACACAGCAGUCGAGACAGAGAAGUGCUGGCAAGAGACGCUCCCGUGGCCGUGCG
Vitrella brassicaformis is the source of this 3162-nucleotide messenger RNA. NCBI's taxonomy places the organism in Eukaryota, Vitrellaceae. The record is from the annotation of a GenBank genome assembly.